Molecule: messenger RNA, 2511 nt
Organism: Plasmodium coatneyi
Lineage: Eukaryota; Apicomplexa; Aconoidasida; Haemosporida; Plasmodiidae
Product: SICA antigen
Exons: 5
Coding region: 1-2511 (836 amino acids)
Source: RefSeq, a predicted model, not a curated record
AUGAAGGAAGAAGUGGAGGAAUACGUAAAAUCGUGUGAUGAUGUUUCGUAUGAUCGUAAAUACAAGGACGUGAAGCCCGUGGACAAACUAGUCUGUAAGCAAAUGUUAAAAGCACUAUAUUUUGUAAAUAGGUUAGGUAAUAGAUGGAAAAAUGAAGAUGGCAUAAUAGAGGAGGAGGCAAAAAUAAGGGAAUAUAUGAGAUGUAUAAUUGUUAGCAUUUUUAUGUACAAGUUGUUAGAAUCAAGUUGUGGAAAAAGGAAAGGCGUGGACUAUGCUGUACAGGUAAUGGAGAACUUGUUGAAAUCAUUCAAAGGUGAAAGUAAGGAGAAUAAUUGUAUGUGGAUGAAGUACAAUGAUAUAAGUAUGGGAGGAAGGGUAGUUGGAAGAACAAUUAGAAGAUGGUUACUGGCCGACAAAAGUAUGAGACAGGAGUUAGGAAGAAUUUGGCGUACUGGAACGUGUCAGAGCCAGAGUAAGUUGAAGAUAGAGAAGAAGCAGGAUGGAGUCCAAAGUGAAGGAAAAAUUAUAGAACUGUUAGAGAAGUAUGGUGAAAAAUUAAAGGAAGAAGAGGAAAAAUCAUGGGAGGAACCUAAUGAACUUCUUGGAUUAUGGAAAGGAUAUGAAAAACAGGAUGAAUGUGCUAAGGGAACCUUCUGCGAACGCACCAAGUGUGUAGCAAAUAAAUGGGUCCAAAACAGAACAACAAAAAAUGGCGUAGGAAAAUCUUAUAGUGACAUGUGGGAUGAUGGAGAUAUAGGGGCAGAUUUAAAGAAACUCUCUGCUGCUAUGACUGAUGAUAGUAAAACUAUGGGGGAUGAAUGUCAAGACUUUGGGGGGAUGAGUAGUACAAAUAAUAGUGCUAAUAAGACGGUAUGUGAGCUCAUCACUGCAGGAUUAAAGCAUAUUUAUGAAAUUAAAGUGGAGGACGGUGAUAAGGAUCCAUUGAACGAUGGAAGUGAUCAGAAGUCCUUGGACAACCAAUUAUUUAAACAAACUAUGUCUUGUGUCUUAUUAAAUGCAUUUGCGGAUAAAAUGAUCGAGCAAACGAAGGGUAAGCCAUGUGCUAUUACUGAGGACACUAUAAAUCGUGCAUUCACUUCUGGAAAUACAAAGAAGGAAGAAUGGUGUAAGGUUGGGGGUGAAGCUAACUGUUUUGAAUGUAUAAGGGAUGCAACUUAUAAAGGUUGUGAAAUAGUUGAUAAGAAGGGCAGCAGAAGCGAAGUAAAGAACGAAGUGGAAAAAAUGUUACAGAAUUCGAAGAAUGCAGAAGCAAGGCAAGUUAUUGAUGCCAUAAAUAACUUGUGUGCAACAACGAAACCAGACAGUCAAGUUGUCAAACCUUCCUCCAAAACAACAGAUGCGUCAAGUCCGGACAAUCCAAUGAGUCCUGAUGAGAAGGCAUUCAUAGAAAAGUUGUCCGAAGAAAAUGUGAAUGAAGGUUAUAUAAGUAGUUUCGGUAGUAUAUGUGGCACUGAGGACGAAGUAACAGGUGGAAUAAUAACAAAGGAGGACCAAAAUUUUUGUAAAAUAAUACUACGAAAUUUUUUAAUGACAACCAUGGAGGACAAUUCUCUAAUAUUUACAGCAGGAAGUGCACGUACGUGGAAUAUUGAUCGUACUGUACGGUGUCAAAUUCUUAAUCUGUGGAUGAAACAAUAUAAAACGAAAAAGAGUUGUGACCCAGAAAAAAUGUAUGAAUAUAUUGAACGUAAUGUGAAGGAAUUGAUGGGGCCCAUAGUGAAAGCAGUAAGUUAUCAGCAGUGUAACUACGGGGCGGAUGAUAGUUCCUAUACAAGCGGAGUAGACACGUCCCUUAAAAGUAAGGAAGAACAAGAGUGGAAAAAAAAGAUAGAUGAAGGAAUAGCGAAGAUGAAUUUAGGGGAUAACUGUGGUAAAACCGUAUAUGAAGAAAAGAAGGAAGCAAACAAAUCGGGGGAAACAAUAUCAACCGAUCAGAAUUCACUAGGGGGGAGCAGCAUCCCACUCAGUAAUAAGCUUAACCCUUUCGACCUCCUUACCCCAUACUUUCCUACAAUCCCUGUGGCUAUUGCUACCUCUGUCAUGAGUUAUCUACUAUGGAAGUACUUUGGAAUGCUUCCUAAGGCAAGAAAGCGUCACAGAAAAGCUUAUCAAGUACGUGGUCCAACGUUACAGGAACAAGUCUUUAGUCAUGUGGACAACCAGGCAGAUGAUCCACAUGCAUAUACCUUAGUAAAGGAAGGCAAACCUCGUUCUACGCCUAUAAAAAGGAGGAAAAGGGAAGGUCCCGGCCGCCGUGUGGGUCGCCGCAUGAUUAUUGAUAUUCAUUUAGAAGUAUUAGACGAAUGCCAAAUGGGGGAUACUGACUUUAUGGAAGAAGAUUUCCUUAAAAUCAUUGUGGAAGAAUUUAUGGGUUCUAAGUUCAUAAAAGAGGAAAGUGUUCUUAAGGAACAAGUUUCAAUGGCUGAUGUUCCUAAGGAAGAAGUUUCUAAGGAACAGGUUCCAAGUUCAGAUUCCAGGUUUACGGUGUAG